CCAUAGGCGACACUAUCCUAACCGCUCCAAACAUAUUUAUUAUUAAUAAUAAUAAUAAUAAUAAUAAUAAUAAUAAUUGGCUAAAUUAAACCACCGCUCUGCAAUCUGCAUUCCACGUCUUCCUCGCUCUGCAAUCUGGAAAUUUUUUAAUGCUUGCUUCCCAUUUCGAAUCCACUCGCUGGAUCUGCAGGCGCCCACUGUUCUGUAGCCAAAGUUUUUGCGAUUUCUCGAAUCUCCACUUUAUGCGGCGUAGGGACUGCUGGAAUCGAUACGUUUCUUCGGCUGAUCUCGGAUUUAGUUCAUGUCUUGUGUCUGAGAAAUGUUUACCAUGCAUGUGUUCUCGAUCUCGGUAUUUCUCCGACUUUGAUUCAUGAUUGAAGAAAGCAUCGUUCUGCACGUGGUUCCGCGUGUUUGGGGGAACACAUUGGAUAUCCAUUUGUCGUUUUUGAAGUGUUUCUGCGGCGAGGAUGAGAUGGAUUCAGUAGGCUUUUGGAUGACAAUCAAACUGAUGAUUUGGUUUGGUUGUUCUUCGUCUGGUUAUGGCGGUGCGGUUUUCUUUGGAUUGGGGCAAACCGUCGUGCUGCUGAAACGAUGAGUGGUUUCGGUAGAAGUGUUUCCUUCAAACAAAGGGCUGCAAACGCAGGCAGCCCGAGGUUAAGUAGGAAGACAUGGGUGUCGCGUUCGUUUCAGGUUCUAAUUGCCAUAGGAUCGUUCAUUUCAUUCCUUUUAGCAAUCGGUUGUGCUUACUUGUAUGUUCUGCCCAAUCUCACACACGCUUUCCAUGACCAUGAGUUUGGAUUUAUACUUUCUGAUGGUGCCAAGAAUGUUUGUGAUGUGUUCGAUGGAGAAUGGGUGUUAGAUGAUGAUAGUUACCCUUUGUAUAAUGCUUCACAUUGUCCUUUUGUAGAGCAAGGCUUUAAUUGCUUGGCUAAUGGUCGAACAGAUGAUGAUUAUCUUAAGUGGAGGUGGAAGCCGAAGGGCUGCAAUCUUCCUAGAGUCGAUGUGUAUCGUGUUUUGGAAGCAUUCCGGAAUAAGAGAAUUGUUUUUGUUGGUGAUUCGAUGAGCAGGACUCAGUGGGAAUCUUUGAUAUGUUUGCUUAUGACAGGUGUGGAAGAUCAGAGAAGUGUUUAUGAAGUGAAUGGAAACACCAUAACAAAGCAGAUUAGGUUCUUAGGUGUAAGGUUUGAGACAUUUAAUUUCACCAUUGAGUUUUAUCGAUCUGUUUUCCUUGUCCAGCAUAACUGGUCUCCUAGAAAUGCACCUAAAAGAGUCAGGUCGACUUUGAGAUUGGAUAAAUUGGAUGAUAUAAGUAAUGAGUGGAUCGAUUCGGAUGUUUUGAUAUUUAAUUCUGGUCAGUGGUGGGUUCUGGGGAAGCUUUUUGGAACGGGAUGCUAUUUCGAGGUUGGUACAUCAGUAGAACUUGGAAUGACUAUUGCCGAGGGCUACAGAACUGCGCUGCAGACUUGGGCAUCUUGGGUCGAAAGUGCAGUCAAUCCCGAGAGAACACGCAUCUUCUUCCGAACUUUUGAGCCCUCCCACUGGAGGAAUCUGACCCUGCGGCAAUGCAAUGUGACCAAAUCACCCCUUACAAGAAUCGAAGGAAAUGAAUUUAGUGAAUAUUCGGAUACCGUACUGGAUGUGGUGCAUAACAUGACAGUCCCUGUUACCGUUGUUCAUAUAACUCCCAUGUCAGCUUAUCGCAGUGAUGCCCACGUGGGUACCUGGAGCGACCGUCCCUCUCUAUCUGAUUGUAGCCAUUGGUGUCUACCUGGACUUCCUGAUAUCUGGAAUGAAAUUGUCCUCUGGUAUCUGUUUGGCAGCCAUGGAAGCAAUCCCAAGUGACCUUUAAAGGUAAGCUUAUUCGCCAAUUCGAUUUCUUGCAGAAGUGCCAUCGACUUCAAGAUUGGCUCGACAUUGUAAAAUGUUCUACAACAAACAAGAUCAGAGAAGUUCUCAACAGAAACUUGCUGGCUGUGUGUUGCGCCGCCGGAUUCUUUUUCAGCAGUUAAAGGAGAUGAAACUAUGGUUUUCUGGUGCCAAAUCCCUGUCAAGUCUGUGGGAUUUUUAUAGUGUUGUAAGUUGUGACUAUAAACAUAGAAAUGUAGAAAAGUUUUGCAGAAUGGAAGUGUGUUUUAUUCAAA
Molecule: messenger RNA, 2141 nt
Organism: Andrographis paniculata
Lineage: Eukaryota; Viridiplantae; Streptophyta; Magnoliopsida; Lamiales; Acanthaceae
Product: protein trichome berefringence-like 7
Exons: 4
Coding region: 592-1842 (416 amino acids)
Cellular component (GO): Golgi apparatus
Molecular function (GO): O-acetyltransferase activity
Source: RefSeq, a predicted model, not a curated record